AUGUAUGAUAACUGUCGCCUCUUUCAGUCAUCGAGAUAUUUCCCAUUUCAGAUGCUGAUCUCGCUAGGCAGAGAUACUAUCAAAAGACUGCUGCAGUUCCCUCGGACGCAGAAGACGCUCAAAAAGUCCGAGGUGCCCCUACUCUUCCACGAGCCAGGCAUCGAAACCGGCUACCGUCCUCCGAACAAACCAUGGACAUACUACUUCAUCAGCGCAUUCCAGCUUCACAACGAAUCCAUGAACAUCUGGACUCAUUUAAUCGGAUUCUUCGUGGUAGGAGCAGCAAUGGUCUACUACCAUCAGAAGCUAAACUUUUUGAGUGCGCAGUUGUACCCGAUGGUGAUCUUUGGAUUGACCUGCCUAGCGUUUUCCCUACUCAGCACGGCUGCACAUCUUCUUGAGGCAAAAUCAUUUUUUGUCCACCAUUUUGCGUAUUUUCUUGAUUACGCUGGAGUCGGUCUCUACGGCUUCGGUACGAUGACGAUUCUAUCAUACUACAGUGCGGACAAGCGGAUUUUGCAGUUUUUCGGAGCCUAUUUCACGCCAGUGAACGCCAUCAUGGCAGUCACCUCUUGUUUCUGCAGUUGCUACGGGAAGCUUAGCUACAUGCGGCCAUAUCCUAUCCAGAGGAAACUCUUGAACAUUGUCGGGAACGCCGUCCACCUCGUUCUGUUCGCAGGCCCAGUAUUCUGCCGAAUGUUCACGGAAGAUGCGUCACAAACUGACCAAGUCCGCGCUAUAGCUUUUAAUAAACAUCUCUCAUGUUUACUGACAUUCGUCAUCGCCGUGACAUUCUUCGCAACCCACUUGCCAGAAAAAUGGUGCCCAGGGAAAUUUGACAUUUUUGGCUACAGCCACGCGUUUUUCCACAUAUCUGUCAUAAUUACGGUUUUGUUGCAGUUCGACGCCGCUGCCUAUGAACUGGGGACCAGAGACAUGGGUGAAACCUUCAAAUGGUUGACUGAGCCAUUGUCUUUAUUCGUUUACUUGAUGGCCGUUUUGGUGGCCGAUGCUGCCAUUAUCAUUAGCUUUCACGGAAAGGCUAAAGAAAUUGCGGAAAAAUACGAAAAACAGAUAUCAUGA
Molecule: messenger RNA, 1083 nt
Organism: Lineus longissimus
Lineage: Eukaryota; Metazoa; Nemertea; Pilidiophora; Heteronemertea; Lineidae
Product: membrane progestin receptor beta-like
Exons: 1
Coding region: 1-1083 (360 amino acids)
Cellular component (GO): membrane
Molecular function (GO): signaling receptor activity
Source: RefSeq, a predicted model, not a curated record